Molecule: messenger RNA, 906 nt
Organism: Peronospora matthiolae
Lineage: Eukaryota; Oomycota; Peronosporomycetes; Peronosporales; Peronosporaceae
Source: the annotation of a GenBank genome assembly
AUGCGAUGCGCGAGCAAGGCCGCCGAGAGCGCGUCCGCACGUCUCUGUGCGGACGCCGAAGCAGAAACCACAGCAACUGAUGUCUCAUCGGUUGCUGAAGCGACCCAGCCUGUGUCACUUGGUGAUGCAGGCGCUGGUCAUGAAGACACUCAUGUCUUCACAGAGUACGAGCUCGGUGUCUCGUACUCUCCUGAUACGGAAGACGGAUCCGUAUCGACGGCGAUCGAAUCCAAGCCGCCUGCCAAGCGUGGCAUGGAUGAUGCUAUGCGUCGCAGCAUCUUUGGUUCAUCUGAUUCAUCAGAUGAACCAUCACCGAAGCGAAGGCGCUCGAGGUCGCGAGACUCGGGCGCUCACAGUGGUGUCGAUUUUCCUGUUGACACCACUUCGCAACGAGGUGCCAGUCCUUCUGUCGGCACGUCGCAGGAAGAGCGGGACCGCAAUGUCUUGCGUCUCGCUCAUGAGAAGAAGGCAUGGAUGCCUCCAAAAUCCGUCAUGGAUCACUUGUCGGCGACGACGAGUGAUCGUUAUCGAACACGGUUGUUCGAUUCGUCAAGGAUCCAUCACCUUGACCCCAGUGCGAAAAACUAUCGCGCUGAACAUGAAUUCUUCAUCGAUGCUUUCUUCAAACAUCGAUGGUACAGUGGGAAUCACAAACGUGAUGGUCCCUCACUGCUUCAAGCGUGGAACGCCUACAUCCAUAACCUCGAGGAUGUAGGUCGUGACGCUUGGAACGACAAACUAAUCAAAGCUCGUGAUAAGUUUGAAAAGCGAACCCCGACAGGUGCACGCUACAAGCUGCAUCGUCUGUCAAGGGAGAAAGGAUUACCCUGCCUCUCUUGGGGAGACUCGUGCCCAUGUUGUGUGAACAACUCUGCACGAGCACCUAAGGAGGCUUACCUCCCCUAA